AUGAGCUCCGACGAUGAUUACGAGAUCGAGGUGCCCGAGCUGGCUGCAGACGAUCCCAUGAGGGCAUUUCUGCCCACGUCAUUUGGCAAGAAGUCGAAAGAAGCCGACAUCGCAGCCCAGAUCGACAGGAGUCGUAGGACGGCGCCCAGCAAGGCCCCGGAAGCCAGCGGAGAAAAGGGCAAACGGGCUGAGGAACCCAAGAAGAAGCAGGAUUCGAGGAAUGACUCCGAUAGCGACGACAGCGACGAUUCCGACGACGAGGACGAGUUCCCUGUGUCACACGAGCUUCUCCUCAAGACCCACGACCGCGCCAUAACCACCGUUUCGCUGGAUCCGGCUGGAGGACGCCUAGCAACCGGUUCUACAGAUUGCACCGUUAAGCUGCACGAUUUCGCCUCCAUGACCCCAACAACACUGAGAGCUUUCCGCUCUGUCGACCCCUACGAAACGAAAGCAUCCGCCAACUCCGAAGCGCAUCCUGUCCACCGCAUCGAAUUCAAUCCCCACGCGGGAGGAGUCUUCCUCUGCGUGUCGGCGCACCCCCAAGCAAAGAUUAUGUCACGAGACGGCGACAUUGUCACGGAAUUUGUCAAGGGAGAUAUGUACCUUCGUGAUAUGCACAACACCAAGGGCCACAUUUCUGAAAUCACAACUGGAACGUGGCACCCUACUGACAAGAACCUAUGCGUGACUGCCGGUACAGACAGCACGUUAAGAAUUUGGGACAUCAACAACAAACGCUCCCAGAAAGAUGUGGUUGUUUUCAAGUCCAAAGCUGCUGGCUCCGCAGGUCGAACAAAGAUGACCGCUGUCGCGUGGGGAUUGUCAGCUCAGACCAGCAGCAAUAUACUGGUCGCAGCGGCUCUCGAUGGCUCAUUAGUCAUGUAUAGCGGAAACAGUCCUUUCUCAAGACCUGCUGGAGAAGUUCGGGAUGCUCACAAACCCCAAACAUGGACCAGUGGUAUCGAUAUAUCAUCCGACGGUCGCAUGGUAGUCACGAGAGGAGGCGACGAUCUCAUCAAACUGUGGGACAUUCGCAAAUUCACGAAGCCACUCGUCACGGUCGCCCAUACCUCAACUUCGGAUCAUUUCCCAACAAGCAACAUCAAGUACGCUCCAAACUCGACAAGCAUCAUUACGGGCUCAAUAACAGGACAUUUACAUAUCCUGAAUCCUGGCAAUCUACGCGCAGAGCAUGUUACAGAAAUAACCCCUGGGUCGCCGCUCGUUACAGUGGAUUGGCACCCGAAGAUUAAUCAAAUCAUCACAGGUUCAGCUAACGCCGAGACGCAUGUCUUGUACAACCCGCAGAUGUCGAACAAGGGAGCGGUAGAUGUCAUGUCGCGAGCACCGAAGAAACGACAUAUCGACGACAACCCGGAGUUUACGAUGGACCAGUCUGUUGGUAUUUCCGGCGAUUCGAUUGUGGUGCCAGGUGCGUCGGGAGGCUCAAAGAAAUCCGGCAUUACAGCAUCAGGCCGCUCCAAGGACCCUCGACGUCCUCACAUCCCUCAACAGACCCCCUUCCAAAAGAACCAGCCCGAUGAGAAACUUAUUGCAGAGAAUAUCCCUCUUGCGCGGAUGCUUCACGAAGAUCCUCGCGAAGCUCUACUCAAAUACGAAGGCAAGGCUCAAAAAAAUCCCAUGUUUACCAAAGCCUGGAGUAAGACGCAACCGGAAAUUCAGUACGCAGAGCUGAGUGAUGAGGAAGAUGGCCCUGACAAGAAAAAACUCAAGAGGUGA
Fusarium sp. VM40 is the source of this 1743-nucleotide messenger RNA. The record is from the annotation of a GenBank genome assembly. Lineage: Eukaryota; Fungi; Ascomycota; Sordariomycetes; Hypocreales; Nectriaceae.